AUGAGUUUCCAUAUGACCGCUGAGGAAGGUUCCAUCAGAGUCCUGGGCGAUAAGCGCACCCUGAUCGGUCGGCUUGAAGACGAAAACGGGGAAUAUCAGGAUGCGAGCAUUGAUCUUGACCAGUUUCUCGGAAACAACAACGGUAGCUUCCAGUGGGACGGCGUUUCAUUUUCCGAGACUGCUGAAGGGGUCCAUUUCGACAUUGAGGGUGGAUCCAACGUCCCCGUCCUACGUGCCCAGUUGCGAAACGAGGCGGGUGAUUAUGUAGAUGCCAAUGUCAACCUGGCUGAGCGUAUCAGGAAUGAAAAUGGACAGUUCCAGUUUGAGUAA
Messenger RNA from Aspergillus alliaceus, 330 nucleotides. RefSeq names its product CVNH domain-containing protein. The record is from RefSeq and is a predicted model, not a curated record. Lineage: Eukaryota; Fungi; Ascomycota; Eurotiomycetes; Eurotiales; Aspergillaceae. The transcript has 2 exons. Bases 1 to 330 code for a protein of 109 amino acids.